UUACUUACUAUAUAAUAUGCUCCAAUUGAACACAAUUUUUGAAUGAAUUGAAAUUAACCAUCCACAAUCUUCGAUUAUGGCAUUCCAAGUUAGUGUCAGACGUUGGAUCUUAGCCUUUGCACUCCUUCACGUUUGCCUAUUCUGGAAAAACUUUGGAAAUGGUGAUGAUUAUAUGCCCGAGACUCAGGAAGGCACUGGAUUUGGUGGUGGUGGUGGUGGUGGUGCUGGAGUUGGUGGUGGCUCUGGGGCUGGUAUUGGAGGUGGGGGUGGUGGUAUUGGCGGCGGCAGCGGAGGAGUUGGAGUUGGAGGCAGUGCUGGGGAAGGUGGUGCUGGAAUUGGGGACCCUUCACAAAUUGUCACCAAGGCCUUGCUCUGUUUCAAUGAUAAAUAUAUUUAUCAAAGCUGUGAAGAAUCGUAUAGAUUGAACGAGAAUGGAAACCUGGAAGUGCCAACAGAGAAAACUGAUGAAUUCUGUGAGGGACCUUGUUUGUCAGAGACAAAUUUGGUCCUUAGCUGCAUUGAUAACAUUUUCAGCCACUUCAUAUUUUACAACAGGGCAACCAUACAGGACAUCAAAGAAACAGUUCAAGCUGGAUGUGGUUAUGGCCCUCAAAGAGGGAACUUUGAUGUGUCUGAGCACCUCCAAGCUGAAGAAAGCAAAGCUCUAAAGGCUACUACCACUACCAGCCAUGUUGUCAUGGGGAUAGCUUUGGUCAUAACAGGGCGUGCUCUAUUGCUCUAAUAUUUAUGUAAACUUUUACAUUGGUAAGAAUGACUUGUGCUUAAUUCUAUGUUUGAUGUGUACUAAAUUACUCUGAUACGCCAGAUUUACAAGUAAAAUGAUUUUUAACUA
Messenger RNA from Lotus japonicus, 853 nucleotides. RefSeq lists its product as uncharacterized. The transcript is spliced from 4 exons. Bases 77 to 742 code for a protein of 221 amino acids. Lineage: Eukaryota; Viridiplantae; Streptophyta; Magnoliopsida; Fabales; Fabaceae. The record is from RefSeq and is a predicted model, not a curated record.